Coregonus sp. 'balchen' is the source of this 23058-nucleotide messenger RNA. The record is from the annotation of a GenBank genome assembly. NCBI's taxonomy places the organism in Eukaryota, Metazoa, Chordata, Actinopteri, Salmoniformes, Salmonidae.
CAGAUGACGUUGCAGUCCGUCCACUAGUCUCUUCCGCCUUCAAAUCAGUUUUCCGUCCUCUGUGUCCCGGACGGCGAACAACUAUUCCUCCAACACCGUCUGCCGUAAUUUACUAACAACACAUUUACUACGAACAAGAUGAGUGAAGCUGUCGACACCUCGACGCUGUGUCUCUUCGAUGUGGACGGGACGCUGACUGCCGCUCGACAGGUAAGGAGACCAACGAUAGUUCCCCUGCUACAGUCCACUAACUCAUAGACAGGUAAGGAGACCAACGAUAGUUCCUACGGUGCUGCUAACGAUAGGUCCCCUGCUACAGUCCACUAACUCAUAGACAGGUAAGGAGACCAACGAUAGGUCCCCUGCUACAGUCCACUAACCACUAACUCAUAGACAGGUAAGGAGACCAACGAUAGGUCCCCUGCUACAGUCCACUAACCACUAACUCAUAGACUGGUAAGGAGACCAACGAUAGGUCCCCUGCUACAGUCCACUAACUCAUAGACAGGUAAGGAGACCAACGAUAGUUCCUACGGUGCUGCUAACGAUAGGUCCCCUGCUACAGUCCACUAACUCAUAGACAGGUAAGGAGACCAACGGUAGUUCCUACGGUGCUGCUAACGAUAGGUCCCCUGCUACAGUCCACUAACCACUAACUCAUAGACAGGUAAGGAGACCAAUGAUAGGUCCCCUGCUACAGUCCACUAACUCAUAGACGGGUAAGGACACCAACGAUAGGUCCCCUGCUACAGUCCACUAACCACUAACUCAUAGACAGGUAAGGAGACCAACGAUAGGUCCCCUGCUACAGUCCACUAACCACUAACUCAUAGACAGGUAAGGAGACCAACGAUAGGUCCCCUGCUACAGUCCACUAACCACUAACUCAUAGACAGGUAAGGAGACCAAUGAUAGGUCCCCUGCUACAGUCCACUAACUCAUAGACGGGUAAGGAGACCAACGAUAGGUCCCCUGCUACAGUCCACUAACCACUAACUCAUAGACAGGUAAGGAGACCAACGAUAGGUCCCCUGCUACAGUCCACUAACCACUAACUCAUAGACAGGUAAGGAGACCAACGAUAGGUCCCCUGCUACAGUCCACUAACCACUAACUCAUAGACAGGUAAGGAGACCAAUGAUAGGUCCCCUGCUACAGUCCACUAACUCAUAGACGGGUAAGGAGACCAACGAUAGGUCCCCUGCUACAGUCCACUAACCACUAACUCAUAGACAGGUAAGGAGACCAACGAUAGGUCCCCUGCUACAGUCCACUAACCACUAACUCAUAGACAGGUAAGGAGACCAACGAUAGGUCCCCUGCUACAGUCCACUAACCACUAACUCAUAGACAGGUAAGGAGACCAAUGAUAGGUCCCCUGCUACAGUCCACUAACUCAUAGACGGGUAAGGAGACCAACGAUAGGUCCCCUGCUACAGUCCACUAACCACUAACUCAUAGACAGGUAAGGAGACCAACGAUAGUUCCCCUGCUACAGUCCACUAACCACUAACUCAUAGACAGGUAAGGAGACCAACGAUAGGUCCCCUGCUACAGUCCACUAACCACUAACUCAUAGACAGGUAAGGAGACCAACGAUAGGUCCCCUGCUACAGUCCACUAACCACUAACUCAUAGACAGGUAAGGAGACCAACGAUAGGUCCCCUGCUACAGUCCACUAACCACUAACUCAUAGACAGGUAAGGAGACCAAUGAUAGGUCCCCUGCUACAGUCCACUAACCACUAACUCAUAGACUGGUAAGGAGACCAAUGAUAGGUCCCCUGCUACAGUCCACUAACCACUAACUCAUAGACCGGUAAGGAGACCAACGAUAGGUCCCCUGCUACAGUCCACUAACCACUAACUCAUAGACAGGUAAGGAGACCAAUGAUAGGUCCCCUGCUACAGUCCACUAACCACUAACUCAUAGACUGGUAAGGAGACCAAUGAUAGGUCCCCUGCUACAGUCCACUAACCACUAACUCAUAGACUGGUAAGGAGACCAACGAUAGGUCCCCUGCUACAGUCCACUAACCACUAACUCAUAGACCGGUAAGGAGACCAACGAUAGGUCCCCUGCUACAGUCCACUAACCACUAACUCAUAGACAGGUAAGGAGACCAACGAUAGGUCCCCUGCUACAGUCCACUAACCACUAACUCAUAGACAGGUAAGGAGACCAACGAUAGGUCCCCUGCUUCAGUCCACUAACCACUAACUCAUAGACAGGUCAAAUGGAUCAACGUUAACGUUAGUUCACACCUACCUGCAUUUGUCCAAUAGAAACUCUCGUUUUCUUUGCAAAACGUUUUCCAUUUGGAGUAAACUUUUUCUGUUGCAAAACGGCGUAAUGAAUACAACCCUGUUCACUGACCUAUAGACAGGUCAAAUGGACCAUUGUUAGAGAGCGUGUUAUGGUUUAGCUAUAGUAGUCCGUCACCGGGUGAAUGAUAUAUACUGUAUCCAUGGUAGAGGCAGGACUGUGUGUUGGGUGGGUGUCUGUCUGAUGGAUUGAAUGGUUGCUGAUACCACUUGAAUAGUUGCUGUAGCAACAGUGUACUAAUGUGUUCCAGAGGGUGACUCCUGGGAUGGAGGACUUUCUUCAGCGUCUGCGGCGGCGUGUUCGAGUCGGCGUGGUGGGGGGGUCGGACUUCAUCAAGAUCAAAGAACAACUGGGAGAUGACGGUGUGUGUCUGUGUGUGGGAGUUAAGGUGUGUCUGUGUGAGGGAGUUAAGGUGUGUCUGGUGUGAGGGAGUUAAGGUGUGUCUGUGUGUGAGGGAGUUAAGGUGUGUCUGUGUGUGAGGGAGUUAAGGUGUGUCUGUGUGUGAGGAGUUAAGGUGUGUCUGUGUGAGGGAGUUAAGGUGUGUCUGGUGUGAGGGAGUUAAGGUGUGGUGUCCUGUGUGAGUGAGUUAAGGUGUGUCCGUGUGAGGGAGUUAAGGUGUGUCUGGGUGUGUGGGGGAGUUUAAGGUGUGUCUGUGUGAGGGAGUUUAAGGUGUGGUCUGGUGUGAGGGAGUUAAGGUGUGGUCUGUGUGUGAGGGGGAGUUAUAGGUGUGUCUGGUGUGGUGAGGGAGUUAAGGUGUGUCUGGUGUGUGAGGGAGUUAAGGUGUGUCUGGUGUGUGAGGGAGUUAAGGUGUGUCUGGUGUGUGAGGGAGUUAAGGUGUGUCUGGUGUGUGAGGGAGUUAAGGUGUGUCUGUGUGUGGGGGGAGUUAAGGUGUGUCUGUUGUGAGGGAGUUAAGGUGUGUCUGGUGUGAGGGAGUUAAGGUGUGUCGUUGUGUGAGGGGAGUUAAGGUUGGUCCUGGUGUGUGGGGGAGUUAAGGUGUGUCGGGUUGUGGGGAGUUAAGGUGUGUCUGUGUGGAGGGAGUUAAGGUGUGUCUGUGUGAGUGGGAGUUAAAGGUGUGUCUGGUGUGUGGGGGAGUUAAAGGUGUGUCCUGUGUGAGGGAGUUAAGGUGUGUGUGUGUGAGGGAGUUAAGGUGUGUCUGGUGUGAGGGAGUUAAGGUGUGUCUGGUGUGUGAGGGAGUUAAGGUGUGUCUGGUGUGUGGGGAGUUAAGGUGUGUCUGGUGUGAGGGAGUUAAGGUGUGUCUGUGUGAGGGAGUUAAGGUGUGUCUGGUGUGAGGGAGUUAAGGUGUGUCUGGGGGUGGGGGAGUUAAGGUGUGUCUGUGUGUGAGGGAGUUAAGGUGUGUCUGGUGUGUGAGGGAGUUAAGGUGUGUCUGUGUGUGAGGGAGUUAAGUGUGUUGUUGGGGGAGUUAAGGUGUGUCUGGGGAGGGGUUAAGGUGUGUCUGGUGUGUGAGGGAGUUAAGGUGUGUCUGGUGUGAGGGAGUUAAGGUGUGUCUGGUGUGAGGGAGUUAAGGUGUGUCUGUGUGAGGGAGUUAAGGUGUGUCUGUGUGAGGGAGUUAAGGUGUGUCUGUGUGUGAGGGAGGUUAAGUGUGCGGUGGUGGGGUUAAGGUGUGUCUGUGUGAGGGAGUUAAGGUGUGGGGAUAUUUGGGGAGUUUCUCCCGUUCUUCUCUGCAGAUCCUCUCAAGCUCUGUCAGGUUGGAUGGGGAGCGUCGCUGCACAGCUAUUUUCAGGUCUCUUCAGAGAUGUUCGAUCAGGUUCAAGUCCGGGCUCUGGCUGGGCCACUCAAGGACAUUCAGAGACUUGUCCCAAAUGCCAAGCGUCACGUCUGGAGGAAACCUGACAACAUCCCUACAGUGAAGCAUGGUGGUGGCAGCAUCAUGCUGUGGGGAUGUUUUUCAGCGUCAGGGACUGGGAGACUAGUCAGGAUCGAGGGACAGAGAGAUCCUUGAUGAAAACCUGCUCCAGAGCGCUCAGGACCUCAGACUGGGGCGAAGGUUCACCUUCCAACAGGACAACGACCCUAAGCACACAGCCAAGACAAUGCAGGAGUGGCUUCGGGACAAGUCUCUGAAUGUCCUUGAGUGGCCCAGCCAGAGCCCGGACUUGAACCUGAUCAAACAUCUCUGGAGAGACCUGAAAAUAGCUGUGCAGUGAUGCUCCCCAUCCAACCUGUCAGAGCUUGAGAGGAUCUGCAUAGAAGAAUGGGAGAAACUCCCCAAAUACAGGUGUGCCAAGCUUGUAGUGUCAUACCCAAGAAGAAUCGAUGCUCUUAUUGAUGCCAAAGGUGCUUCAACAAAGUACUGAGUAAAGGGACUGAAAACACUUCUAAAAACCUGUUUUUGCUUUGUCAUUAUGGGGUAUUUUGUGUAGAAUGAUGAGGGGAAAAAAAACAAUUUAAUCAAUUUUAGAAUAAGGCUGAAAUGUAACAAAAUGUGGAAAAAGUCAAGGGGUCUGAAUACUUUCCGAAUGCGCAGUACACAUGGCUGGAAUGCUGUUUCAGCCUUCAGCAUCCAGGACCCAAACUAGCCAGUUUAUAAUAAAUAUAAAUGCAAUGCUCUGCAGAAUCACUGAUAACUGACGUCUCACUAUGGAAUCACGCUCAGUGGAUUUACACAGCGCCUCCAACGUGUGUAUGUGUGUGUUUGUGUGUGUGUCAACUGAUCCGUCAGGUUGUAUUUAGCUACUCUGACCUUCUCAGCACUUCUCUGUAAAGGUCAUGAUGUACACACACACACCACACACACACACACACACACACACACACACACACACACACACACACACACACACACACACACACACCACACACACACCAAAGUGUCCAAAACAUCAUUGGAGCUUUACUGCAUUAAUGAGUCAGUUCCAACGGGUGGGCUUUAGUCAUGAUAGUAAAUAGUUUACUGCAUUAACGAGUCAGUUCCAACGGGUGGGCUUUAGUCAUGGUAGUAAAUAGUUUACUGCAUUAACGAGUCAGUUCCAACGGGUGGGCUUUAGUCAUGGUAGUAAAUAGUUUACUGCAUUAACGAGUCAGUUCCAACGGGUGGGCUUUAGUCAUGGUAGUAAAUAUUUACUGCAAUUAACGAGUCAGUUCCAACGGGUGUGCUUUAGUCAAUGGAGUAAUAUUUUACUGCAGUUAACGAGUCAGUUUCCAACGGUGUGCUUUAGUCAUGUAGUAAAGAGUUUAAACUGCAUUAACGAGUCAGUUCCAACGGGUGGGCUUUAGUCAUGUUAUAAUAGUUUACUGCAAUUAUAACGAGUCAUUUUUCCAACGGGCUUUGCUUUAGUCAUGGUAUAAUCGUUUCUGCAGUUAAUGAGUCAGUUCCACGGUGGGCUUUAGUCAUGUUAGAAAUAGUUUACUGUCAUUAACGAGUUCAGUUCCAACGGGUGGCUUUUAGUCAUGGUAGUAAAUAGUUUAACUGCAUUACUGAGUCAGUUCCAACGGGUGUGCUUUAGUCAUAGGGUAGUAAUAGUUUAACUCAUUAACGAGUCGUUCCACGUGUGGGCUUUAGUCAUUGUAGUAAAUAGUUUACUGCUUAAUGAGUAUUUCCAACGGGUGGGCUUUAGUCAUGGUAGUAAAUAGUUGACUCAUUAACGAGUCAGUUCCACGGGUGGGCUUUAUCAUGGUAGUAAAUAGUUUACUGCAUUAAUGAGUCAGUUCCAACGGUGGGCUUUAGUCAUGGUAGUAAAAUAGUUUACUGCAUUAAUGAGUCAGUUCCAACGGGUGGGCUUUAGUCAUGGUAGUAAAUAGUUUACUGCAUUAAUGAGUCAGUUACAACGGGUGGGCUUUAGUCAUGGUAGUAAAUAGUUUACUGCAUUAAUGAGUCAGUUCCAACGGGUGGGCUUUAGUCAUGGUAGUAAAUAGUUUACUGCAUUAACGAGUCAGUUCCAACGGGUGGGCUUUAGUCAUGGUAGUAAAUAGUUUACUGCAUUAACGAGUCAGUUCCAACGGGUGGGCUUUAGUCAUGGUAGUAAAUAGUUUACUGCAUUAAGAUCAGUUCCAACGGGUGGGCUUUAGUCAUGGUAGUAAUAUUUACUCUGCAUUACGAGUCGUUUCCAACGGGUGGGCUUUAGUCAUGUAGUAAAUAGUUUACUGCAUAUGAGUCAGUUCCAACGGGUGGGCUUUAGUCAUGGUAGUAAAUAGUUUACUGCAUUAUGAGUCAGUUCCAACGGGUGGGCUUUAGGUCAUGGUAGUAAAUAGUUUUUACUGCAUCGAUUCAGUUCCAACGGUUGGUCUUUAGUUCCUGGGAGUAAAUAUUUUACUGCAUUAACGAUCAGUUCCAACGGGUGUGCUUUAGUCAUGUUAUCAAAUAUUUUACUGCAUUAAUGAUUCAUUUCAACGGGUUGGCUUAUUCAGGUAGUAAUAGUUUACUGCAUUAACGAUUCAGUUCCAACGGGUGGGCUUUAGUCAUGGUAUAAAUAGUUUUACUUCAAUUAAUGAGUCAGUUUCCACGGUUGGGCUUAGUCAUGGUAGUAUAUUACUGCAUUAAACGCGCCUUUCCAAGGGUUGGGCUUUAGCCAUGGUAGUAAAUAGGUUUACUGCAUAACGAGUCGUCCAACGGUGGGCUUUAAGGUCAUGGUAGUCAAAAAUAGUUUUUUGUUUUUUUUUAUUUUUACUGCAUUAAACAAGUCAGUUCACCACGGUGGGCUUUAUUCUGGUAGUAAAAUGUUUCCGGCAUAAUGAGUCGUUCCAACGGUGGGCUUUAGUCAUGGUAUCAAAUAGUUUCUGCAUUAAUGAGCCAGUUCCAACGGGUGGGCUUUAGUCAUGUAGUAAUAUUUUACUGCAUUAACGAUUCAGUUUCCAACGGUGGGCUUUAUCAUGGUAGGAAAUAGUUUUUUACUGCAGGAAUGAGUCAGUUCCAAACGGGUGGCUUUAGUCAUGAUAGUAAAUAGUUUACUGCAUGAACGAGUCCGUUCCCCAACGGUUGGGCUUUAGUCAUGUUAGUAAAUAGUUUACUGCAUUAAUGAGUUCAGUUCCAACGGUGGGCUUUAGCUUAUGUUAGUAAAUAGUUUACUGCAUUAACGAUUCAUUCCCAACGGGGUGGGGCUUUAGUCAUGGUAAGUAAAUCGUUUACUGCAUUAAUGAGUCGUUCAACGGGUGGGCUUUAGUCAUUGUAGUAAAUAGUUUUACUGCAUUAAUCAGUCCUUCCAACGGGGGGGCUUUAGUCAUUCUAGUAAAUAGUUUACUGCAUUAACGAGUCAUUUCCAACGGGUGGGCUUUAGUCAUGGUAGUAAUAGUUUACUGCAUUAACGAGUCAUUCCAACGGGUGGGCUUAGUCAUGGUAGUAAAUAGUUUACUGCAUUAACGAGUCAUUCCAACGGGGUGGGCUUAGUCAUGGUAGUAAAUAGUUUACUGCUUACGAGUCAGUUCCAACGGGUGGGGCUUUAGUCAUGGUAGUAAAUAGUUUACUGCAUUAACGAGUCAGUUCCAACGGGUGGGCUUUAUCAUGUAGUAAAAUAGUUUACUGCAUUACGAGUCAGUUCCAACGGGUGGGCUUUAGUCAUGGUAGUAAAUAGUUUACUGCAUUAACGAGUCAGUUCCAACGGGUGGGCUUUAGUCAUGGUAGUAAAUAGUUUUACUGCAUUAAGAGUCAGUUCCAACGGGUGGGCUUUAGUUCAUGUGUAGUAAAUAGUUUACCUGCAUUAACGAGUCAUUCCAACGGGUGGGCUUUAGUCAUGGUAAGUAAAUAGUUUACUGCAUUAACGAGUCAGUUCCAACGGGUGGGCGUUAGUCAUGGUAGUAAAUAGUUACUGCAUUAACGGUCAGUUUCCAAACGGUGGGCUUUAGUCAUGGUAUAAAGUAUUUUUUCUGCAUAACGAGUAGUUCCCAACGGGUGGGCUUUAUUCAUGUUGUAAAUAUUUACUGCAUUAAUGAUUCAGUUCCAACGGGUGGUCUUUAGUCAUGAUGGUAAAUAGUUUUUACUGCAUUAACGAGUACGUUUUCCGGGUGGGCUUUAGAGUCAUGUUAGUAAAUGUGUGACUGCAUAACGGUCAGUUCCAACGGGUUGGCUUUUAGUCAUGUUUUAAAUAGUUUUACUGCAUUAACGAGUCAGUUCCAACGGGUGGGCUUUAGUCAUGGUAGUAUAGUUUACCUGCAUUAAUGAGUCGUUUCCAACGGGUUGGGCUUUAGUCAUGGUAGUAAAUAGUUUACGCAAUUAAUGAGUCAUUUUCCAACGGGUGGGCUUUAGUCAUGGGUAGGAAAGUUUACUUCAUUAAUGAAAGUCGUUCCAACGGUGGGCCUUUAGUCAUGUUAGUACUAUUUUACUGCAUUAAGAGUCCGUUCCAACGUGUGUGCUUUAAUCAUGGUAGUAAUAGUUUACUGCAUUAAUGAGUCCGUUUCCACCGGGUGGGCUUAGUCAUGUUGUUAAAUAUUACUCUGCUAACGAGUCAUUUCCAACUGGUGGGCUUUAGUCAUGUUUAGUAAUAGUUUACUGCAUAACGGUCGUUCCAACGGUGGGCUUUAGUCAUGUAGAAAUGUUUACUGGCAUUAUGAUCAGUUUCCAACGGGUGGGCUUUAGUCAUGUUUAGUAACUAGUUUUCUGCAUUAACGAGUCAGUUCCAACGGGUUGGUUUAGUCAUGGUAGUAAAUAGUUUUUACUGCAUUAAGAGUCAGUUCCAUCGGGGGCUUUAUCAUGUUAGUAAAUAUUUUACUGCAUUAAUGAGUCAGUUCCCACGGGUGGCUUUAGUCAUGGUAGUAUGUUUUAUGCAUUAAGGAGUCAGGUCCACGGGUGGCGUUAGUCAUGUUAGUAAAUAGUUUAUUCAUUAACGAGUCAGUUUCCAACGGGUGGGCUUUAGUCAUGGUCUUAAAUAGUUUACUGCCGUAAUGCAUCAUUUCCAACGGGUGGGCGUUAUCCCUGGUAGUAAAUGUUUACUGUCUUAAGGAUUCGUUAAUAAGCGGGUGGGCUUAGUCAUGUAGUAAUAGUUUUACUGCAUUAACAAGUCAUUUCCAAAACGGGUGGGCUUUAUUCAUUAGUAAAUAGUUUACUGCAUUAACGAUUCAGUUCCACGUGUGGGCUGUAGUCAUGUUUAGUAAAUAGUUUACUGCAUUAAUGAUCAUUCCAACGGGUGGGCUUUUAGCAUUUAGGUAAAUAGUUUUACUGCAAUUUAACGAUUCAUUUCCAACGGUGGGCUUUCGAUGGUAGUAAAUAGUUACUGCAUUAAUUGAUCAUUUCCAACGGGUGGGCUUAUUCAUGGUAGUAAAUAGUUUACUGCAUUAAUGAGUCAGUUUUCCACGGGUGGGCUUUAGUCAUGUUAGUAAUAGUUUUACUGCAUUAACGGUCAGUUCCAACUGGUGGGCUUUAGUCAUGUUAGUAAAUAUUUACUGCAUUAACGAGUCAGUUCCAAACGGGUGUGCUUUAGUCAUGUUAGUAAAUAGUUUUACUGCAUUAACGAGUCAGUUUUCAACGGUGGGGGCUUUAGUCAUGUAGUAAUAGUUUUACUGCAUUAAACGAGUCAGUUUCCAACGGGUUGGGCUUUAGUCAUGUUAGUAAAUAGUUUACUGCAUUAACGAGUCAGUUCCAACGGGUGGGCUUUAGUCAUGUUAGUAAAUAGUUUACCUGCAUUAACGAGUCAGUUCCAAACGUGGUGGGCCUUUAGUCAUGGUUAGUAAAUAGUUUACUGCAUUAAUGAGUCAGUUCCAACGGGUGGGCUUUAUCAUGUUAGUAAAUAGUUUUACUGCAUUAAUGAGUCAGUUUCCAACGGGUGGGCUUUAGUCAUGUUAGUAAAUAGUUUAACUGCAUUAAUGAGUCAGUUCCAACGGGUGGGCUUAGUCAUGGUUAGUAAAUAGUUUUACUGCAUUAAUGAGUCAGUUUCCACCGGGUGGGCUUUAGUCAUGUUAGUAAAUAGUUUACUGCAUUAACGAGUCAGUUUCCAAACAGGGUGGGCUUUAGUCAUGGUAGUAAAUAGUUUACUGCAUUAACGAGUCAGUCCAACGGGUGGGUUAGUCAUGGAGUAAAUAAGUUUACUGCAUUAUAACGUUCAUUCCAACUGGUUGUGCUUUAGUCAUUAUAAUAGUUGACUGCAUUAAUAUCAGUUCCAACUUGGUGGGCUUAGUCAUGUUAGUAAAUAUUUUACUGCCUUACCGAGUCCGUUCCAACGGUUGGGGGGCUUUAGUCAGUUAGUAAAUAGUUUCCUGCAUUAACGAGCAGUUUCCAACGUGUGGCUUUCAGUUCAUGUUGUAAAUCGUUGCGCCUUAACCGAGUCAGUUCCAACGGUUGGGCUUUAGUCAUGUUAGUAAAUAGUUUACUGCAUUACGAUCAGUUUUGCAAACGGGUUGGCUUUAGUCAUGGUAUUACAUAGUUUACGGGAUUAACGAGUCCAGUUCCAACGGGUGGGCUUUAGUCAGUGUUAGUAAUAGUUUACUGCAUUAACGAGUCAGUUUCCAACGGGUGUGCUUUAGUCAUGGUAGUAAAAGUUUACUGCUAACAGUCAGUUCCAACGUUGGUUGGGGGGGGGGGGGGCUUUAUUCAUGUUAGUAAAUCAGUUUACUGCAUUAAUGAGUCAGUUCCAACGGGUGGGCUUUAAGUCAUGUUAUAAAUAAGUUUACUGCAUUAAAUGGAUCAGUUCCAACGGUGGGGCUUUAGUCUGUUAGUAAAUAGUUUACUGCAUUAAUGAGUCAGUUUCACAACGGGUGGGCUGUAUCAUGGUAGAAAUAGUUUUACUAUAAGGGGGGGCAUUAAUGAGCAGUUAUAACGGGUUGGGCUUAGUCAUGUUAGUAAAUAGUUUUAUGCAUUAAUGAGUCAUUUCCAACAUGUGGGCGUUAUUCAGGUAUAAAUGUUUGACUGCAUUAACGGUCGUUCACGGGUGGGCGUUAGUCAUGGUGAGUAAUAGUUUCCUGCAUUACAUGAGUCAGUUUUCCAACUGUGGGCUUUAGUCAUGUGAGUAUAUUUUACUCUGCAUUAACGAGUCAGUUAUCACGGUGGGCCUUAGUCAUGGAGUAACUAUUUUACUGCAUUAAGAGUAGUUCCACCGGGGGGGCUUUAGUCAUGUUAGUACAUAGUUUACUGCAUUACCGAGUUCAAGUUCCAACGGUUGGGCUUAGUCAUGGGAGUAAUAGUUUUACUUCAUUAACGAUCGUUCCAACGGGUGGGCUUUAUUCAUGGUAGUAAAUAGUUUUACUUACUGCAUUAAUAGUCAGUUUCCAACGGGUGGGCUUUAGUCAUGUUAGUAAAUAGUUUACUGCAUUAACGAGUCAGUUCCAACGGGUGGGCUUUAGUCAUGUUAGUAAAUAGUUUUGACACAGAGUUGCAGCACUCAAAUCUGCUCCCGGCGAGCAUGUGCAAUACACAGACAGACGCAGGUUACACACACACACAACACAGACACACCGCACCACAGACACACACACACACAGACGCAGGUUACACACACAGAACACACACACACACACAGACGCAGGUUACACACAGACACACACAGACGCAGGUUACAGACACACACACACACAGACGCAGGUUACACACACACACACACACACAGACGCAGGUUACACACACACAGACGCAGGUUACACACACACAGACGCACACACACAGACACACACACACACACACACACACGCAGGUUACACACACACACAGACACACACGCAGGUUACACACACAGACACACACACACAGACACACACAGACAGUGUACUAAUAUAUGUCUUGGUGUGUGUCGUAGUGGUAGAGAAGGUGGACUAUGUGUUUGCUGAGAAUGGAUUGGUGGCCUAUAAGAAUGGACAGCUGGUAGCAGUACAGGUGAGACCCUGACCCUUGAUGCUCCACAUGUGGUUUAUUGACAAACAUGGACACGUUGUAGUCACUGGUUGUUUCAGAGUAUCCAUGGCUGUGAUUGGUUGUUUCAGAGUAUCCAUGGCUGUGAUUGGUUGUUUCAGAGUAUCCAUGGCUGUGAUUGGUUGUUUCAGAGUAUCCAGGCGUACAUGGGGGAGGAUCUUAUUCAAGACUUCAUCAACUUCUGUCUCAACUACCUGUCCAAGAUAACACUACCCAGGAAGAGGUACACUCACUCUCACUCACACUCACACACAUUCACCCCAUCUCUCUCACACACUCACAUACAUUCACCCCAUCUCUCUCUCUCUCUCACUCACACUCACACACAUUCACCCCAUCUCUCUCUCUGUCUCUCUCUCUCUGUCUCUCUCUCUUUCUCUCUCCUCAGGGGGACGUUUAUAGAGUUCCGUAAUGGGAUGCUGAACGUGUCACCUGUGGGGCGGAGCUGCAGUCAGGAGGAGAGGAUAGAGUUCUACCAGCUGGACCAAGUAUGGAGGGAUGCUGUCUGCCUGCCUGCCUGUCUGUCUGUCUGCCUCCCUGCCUGCCUGCCUCCCUGCCUGCCUGCCUGCCUCUCUGUCUACCUACCUACCUGCCUGCCUGUCUGCCUGCCUGCCUGCCUGCCUGCCUGCCUGUCUGCCUGCCUGUCUGUCUGUCUGUCUGUCUGUCUGCCUGCCUGCCUGCCUCUCUGUCUGCCUGCCUGCCUCCCUGCCUGCCUGUCUGCCUCUCUGUCUGCCUGCCUGCCUCCCUGCCUGCCUGCCUGCCUGUCUGCCUCUCUGUCUGCCUGCCUGCCUGCCUGCCUGUCUGUCUGUCUGCCUGUCUACCUCCCUGCCUGCCUGCCUGCCUGUCUGCCUCUCUGUCUGCCUGCCUGCCUGUCUGUCUGUCUGCCUGCCUGCCUGCCUGUCUACCUGCCUGCCUGCCUGCCUGCCUGCCUGCCUGCCUGUCUGUCUGUCCUGUCUGUCUGUCUGUCUGUCUGCCUGCCUGCCUGCCUCUCUGUCUGCCUGCCUGCCUCCCUGCCUGCCUGCCUGCCUGUCUGCCUCUCUGUCUGCCUGCCUGCCUCCCUGCCUGCCUGCCUGCCUGUCUGCCUCUCUGUCUGCUGCCUGCCUGCUGCCUGUCUGUCUGUCUGCCCUGUCUCCCCCUGCCUCCCUGCCUGCCCUGCCUGCCUUUCUGCCUCUCUGUCUGCCUGCCUGCCUGUCUGUCUGCCGCCUGUCUACCUGCCUGCCUGCCUGCCCUGCCUGCCUCUCUGUCCUGCCUGCCUGCCCUCCCUGCCUGUCUGUCUGCCUGCCUGCCUGUCUGCCGCCUGUCCUGCCCCUGCUGCCCUGCCUGUCUGUCUGCCUGCCUGUCUGUCUGUUCUGUCCUGCCUGCCUUCUGCCUGCCCUGGCUGCCUGCCAUGUCUGUCCUGUUCUUCUGUCUGUCUGUCCUGUCCGCCUGUCUGUCUGCCUUGUCUGCCUGCCUCCUCUGUCUGUCUGUCUGUUUCUGUCCUGCCUGCCCGUCUGUCUUGCCUGCCACCUGCCUGUCUGCCUGUCGUCUGUCUGUCUGUCUUGCCUCCCCUGCCUGCCUCCCGCCUUGCCUGUCUGUCCUGUUCUGUCUGCCUGUCUGUCUGCCUUCUGCCUGCCUAGCCUGCCUGUCUGCCUGCCUGUCUGUCUUCUGUCUUCUGUCCGUCUGGCUCCUACCUCACCUGCCUGCCUGUCCUCCUCCUGCCUGCCUGCCUGUCUGUCCCCCUGCCUUCCUGUCUGCCUGUCUACCUGCCUGCCUGCUGCUGGCCUGUCUGCCCUGUCUGGCUGCCGGUCUGUCGUCUGUCUGUCUGUCUGUCUCUGCCUUUGCUGUCUGCCCUGUCGUCUGCCCUGUCGCCUGCUCGCUGUCUGUCUUCUGUCCUGUUCUGCUGUCCCCUGCCUGCCUACCUGCCUGUCUGCCUGCCUGUCUGUCUGUCCGGUCUGUCUGUCUGUCUGCCUCCCUGCCUGCACUCCCUGCCUGCCCUGCCUGCCCUGCCUGCUUCCUGCCCUGUCUGCCUGUCCUGCCUUCUGUCCUGCCUGUCCUCUCUGUCUGCCUGCCUACCUCUGCCUGUCUGCUGCCCUGUUCUUCCUGUCUGUCUGGCUUCUGUCUACCUACCCUACCUGCCUGCCUGUCUGCCUGCCCGCCUGCCUGCCCUGUCCUGUCGCCUGUCUUUCCUGUCUGUCUGUCUGUCCUGUCUGUCUGUCGGUCUUCUGUCUGUCUGUCUGCCUGGCCUGCCCUGCCUCCCUGCCUAGCCUGCGCUGCCUCUCUGUCUACCUACCGACCUGCCUGCCUGUCUGCCUGCCUGCCGCCUCCUGUCUUGUCGCCUGUCCUGGGCCUGUCUGUCUGCCUGCCUGUCUGUCUGUCUGUCUGUCUGUCCUGUCCCUGUCCUGUCUGUCUGUCUGUCUGUCUGUCCUGUCUGUCUGUUCUUCAUCUGUCAUGCCUGCCUACCCUGGCCUGCCUGUCUGUCUGUCUGUCUGUCUGUUCCUGUCUGUCCUUCUGUCUGUCUGCUGUCCAUGUCUGUCUGCCUGCCUUCCCUCUCGUGUCUGCUGCCUGCCUCCCUGCCGUGCCUGCCUGCCUGUCUCCUCUCGUCUGCCUGGCCUGCCUCCCUGCCUGCCCCGCCUUCCUGCCUGCCUUGCCUGUCUGUCUGUCCUGCCUGUCUACCUCCCCUGCCUGCCUUCUGCCUGUCUGCUCUUCUCUGUCUGCCUGCCUGCCUGCCUCUCUGUCUGUCCUGCCCUGCCCUGCCUGCCUGUCUGUCUGUCUACCUGCCUGCCUGCCUGCCUGCUUCCCCUCUCUGUCUGCCUGCCUGCCUCCCUGCCUGUCCCUGUCCUGCCUGCCUGCCUGUCUGUCUGCACUGUCGGUCCUGCCUGCCGCCUGCCUGCCGACCUGCCUGUCUGUCCUGCCCUGCCUGUCCUGUCUGUCUUUCCUGUCUGUCUGUCCCUGCCUGCCUGCCUGCUGCCUGCCUGGCUGCCUACUCCUUUCUGUCUUCCUGCCUGCCGUCUGUCUGCCUGUCUGCUGCCUACCUUCCUGUCCCUGCCUGUUCGUCGUCUAUCUGUCCUGCCUGUCUUCUGCCUGUCCUGCCCUGCCUCUCGUCUGGGCCUGUCUGCCUGCCUCUCUGUCUGUCUGUUCGUCCCUGCCUGUCUGCCUGUCUGUCUGCCUGUCUCCUGCCUCUCACUCUGUCUGUCUGUCUGUCCUGCCUGUCUGCUGCUCUCUGUCUGUCUGCUGCCUGUCUGCCUGUCGCCUGUCCCGUCUGCCUUCUGGCCCUGCCUCUCUGUCUGUCUGUCUGCUGUCCUGCCUGCCUUGUCGUCUGUCCUGUCUGUCCCUGCCUUUCGCCUUCCUGCCUGUGUCUUAGAUCACUUUGAUUGACAGCUGUCUCUCAACAGAAAGAACGAAUCAGAGAGAAGUUUGUUGCCGUUCUUCAGGAGGAGUUUAAAGGCAAAGGACUGACCUUCUCUAUAGGUGAGUCUGACCUAUAACCCCUGACCUCUAACCCUAAGGAGGUCUCUAUAGGUGAGUCUGACCUAUAACCCCUGACCUCUAACCCUAAGGACUUCUCUAUAGGUGAGUCUGACCUAUAACCCCUGACCUCUAACCCUAAGGACUUCUCUAUAGGUGAGUCUGACCUAUAACCCCUGACCUCUAACCCUAAGGACUUCUCUAUAGUGAGUCUGACCUAUAACCCCUGACCUCUAACCCUAAGACUUCUCUAUAAGGGGUCUGACCUAUACCCCUGACCUCAACCCUAAUGACGCGCCUAUAGGUGAGUCUGACCUAUAACCCCUGACCUCUAAAACCCUCAGGACUUCCUCUAUAGUGAGUCCUGACCUAUAACCCCGACCUCUAACCCGUAAGGACUUCUCUAUAGGUGGAGUCUGACCUAUAAACCCCUGACCUCUACCCUAAGGACUUUCUCUAUAGAUGAGUCUGACCUAUAACCCCUGACCUCUACCUCUAACCCUAGACUUCUCUAUAGGUGAGUCUGACCUAUAACCCCUGACCUCUAACCCUAAGGACUUCUCUAUAGGUGAGUCUGACCUAUAACCCCUGACCUCUAACCCUAAGGACUUCUCUAUAGGUGAGUCUGACCUAUAGACCCCUAGACCUCUAACCCUAAGUGAUUCUCUAUAGGUGAGUCUUACCUACAAACAAAAACCUACCCCUGACCCUCUAACCAGAAGGACGUCUCUUAGGGAUCUGACCUAUACCCUGACUCUAACCCUAGGACUUCCCUAUAGGUGAGUCUGACCUUAACCACUACCUCGACCCUAAGGGACUUCUCUAUGGUGAGUCGACCUAUAACCCCUGACCUCUAACCCUUAAGGUACGUCUCUAUAGGUGAGUCCUGACCAUAACCCCUGACCUCUAACCCUAAGGACUUCUCUAUGGGUGAGUCUGAACCUAGCACCCAAUCCCCUGCCUCUAACCCUAAGGACCGUCUCUAUAAGUGAGUCUGCCUAUAACCCCUGCACCUCUAACCCUAUGACUUCUCUGAUAGGUGAGUCCUGACCUUAAAACCCCUGACUCUAACCUAAGUACUUCUCUUAAGAGCGAAGAUACCUAGAUAGUUGAUCUUACCUCUAACCCCUUACCUCUAACCCUAAGGACUUCUCUAUAGUGAGUCUGACCUAAUAACGCCCUGACCGCUAACCCAAGGAUCUUCUCUAUAGGUGAGUCUGACCCUGCCUCUAACUUCCUAAGGACUUCUCUAUAGGUGAGUCUGACCUAUAACCCCCUGACCUCUACCCUAAAGGACUUCUCUAUAGGUGAGUCUGACCUAUAACCGCCCUGACCUCUACCCUACGCUCUCUAUCGUGAGUCUGACCUAUAACCCCCUGACUCUAACCCUAAUGACUUCUCUAUAGGUGAGUCUUACCCCUAUAACCCCUGACCUCUAAAACCUAAGGACUUCCUCUUAUAGUGAGUCUGACCUAUCACCCCUACCUCUAACCCUAGGAACUUCUCUAUUAGGUGAUUCUUGACUUAACCCCUGACCUCUAACCCUAAGGACUUCUCUUAGGUGACUGUACCUAUAACGACCCCUGACCUCUACCUAAGGACGUCUUCUAUAGGUGAGUCUGACCUAUCAACCCCUGACCUCUAACCCUAGGACUAUCUACAUAGGUGAUCUGACUAUAACCCUGACCCUAAACCCUAAGACUUCUCUAUAGUGAGUCUGACCUAUAAACCCCUGACCUUACCUAAGGACUUCUCGAUAGGUGAGUCUGACCUAUCCCCUUACCUCUAACCCUAAGGACUUCUCUAUAUUGAGUCUGCCCCUGACCUCGAACCUAAGGACUUCGCUAUCGGUGAUUCUGACCUAUAACCCCACCUCUAACCCCUAAGGACGUCUCUAUAGGUGAGUCUGACCUAUAACCCCUAAACACCCCUGACCUCUAACCCUAAGGACUUCUCUUAUGUGAAGUCCUGCCUAUAACCAACCCCUGACGUCUAACCUAAGGACUUCCUAUAGGUGAGUCUGACCCUGACCUCUAACCCUAAGGACUUUUUUCUCUAAGGUGAGUCUGACCUAUAACCCCUGACCCAUCUAACCUAAGGACUCCCCUCUAUAGGUGAGCUGACCUAUAACCCCUGACUCUAACCCUAAGGACUUCUCUAUAGGUUUGAAGUCUGACCUAUAACCCCUGAACCGCUAUGACCCCGAAGGACUCCUCUAUAGGUGAGUCGGACCUAUAACCCCUGACCUCCCACCCCCACCCCUCCCUCCUCUAGCCCACCCCACCCUCUCUCUAUCCCACCCCACCCUCUCUCUAUCCCCACCCACCCUCCUCUAUCCCACCCCCCACCCCCCUCUCUCCCCCUCCUCUACCCUCUCCUCUCGCUCUCUCUCCCACUCCGCUUCCCUCCCCACUCCCACCCACUGUCCCCUCCCCACUCCCCAACCCCUGUCCCUCCCCCCCACUCCCCCCACCCUCUCGCCUCUCACUCCUCCCACCCCUCUCCCUUCCCCCCACCUUCUCGCAUCCUCCCUCCCUCUACCACCCCCUCUCCACCCCCUCUACUACUCCUCUAACUACCCCUCUACUACUCCUCCUCUCCACCGACUCCCUCCCCUCUCCCCCACCCCUCCCUCUCCCCCCUCCCUCUCCCCCCCCCUCCCUCUCCCCCCUCCCUCCCACCCCCCCUCCCUCCCUCCAUCCACCCCCUCUCCGCCCCCCUCUCCUCCCCCUCCCUCUCCCCCCUCCCCCCCGUCUCCCUCUCCCUCCCUCUCCCCCCUCUCUCCUUCCCUCUCCCCCCCCCUCCUCCCUCCUCCCUCCCUCCCUCUCCCCCCUCUCUCGCCCCCCUCUCCCCCCUCUCCUCCCUCUCUCCCUCCUCUCUUCUGCAUGUGGUCAGAUCAGUUUUGAUGUGUUCCCAAAGGCUGGGACAAGCGUUUACUGCUGGGCUGGUAGAGAAAAGACUCUCUAAAACCAUACACUUCUUUGGAGACAAAACUAACCUGUAAGUAGCUUAUAAUGACAACCACGUUAUAGCUUUAUAAUGACAACCACGUUAUAGCUUUAUAUGACAACCAGUUAUAGCUUUAUAAUGACAACCAGUUAUAGCUUUAUAAUGAAAACCCACGUUAUAGCUUUAAAUGACAACCACGUUAUGCUUUAAAUGACAACCAGUUAUAGCGUAUAUGACAACCACGUUAUAGCUUUAUAAAUGAACCUUAUAAUGACAACCACGUUAAGCUUUAUAAUGCAACCACGUUAUAGCUUUAUAAUGACAAACCACGUUAAGCUUUAAUAAUGACAACCACGUUUAUAGCUUUAUAAUGACAACCACGUUAUAGCUUUUAUAAUGACACACCACGUUAUAGCUUUAAAUGACAACCACGUUAUAGCUUUAUAAUGACAACCACGGUUAGCUUUAUGAUGACAACCACGUUAUAAUGACAACCACAUUAUAGCUUUAUAAUGUCAACCACGUUAUAAUGACAACCACGUUAUAGCUUUAUAAUGACAACACACGUUAUAGCUUUAUAAUGACAACCACGUUAUAAGCUUUAUAAUACAACCACGUUAAUGCUUUAUAAUGACAACCACUUAUAGCUUUAUAAUGACAACCACGUUAUAAUGACAACCAGACAAUUAUAGCUUUAUAAGAAACACUUAUAGCUUUAUAAUGACAACCACGUUAUAGCUUUAUAAUGACAACCACGUUAUAGCUUUAUAAUGACAACCACGUUAUAGCUUUAUAAUGACAACCACGUUAUAGCUUUAUGAUGACAACCACGUUAUAAUGACAAUCACGUUAUAGCUUUAUAAUGACAACCACGUUAUAGCUUUAUAAUGACAACCACGUUAUAAUGACAAUCACGUUAUAGCUUUAUAAUGACAACCACGUUAUAGCUUUAUAAUGACAACCACGUUAUAAUGACAACCACGUUAUAGCUUAAUAAUGGGCAGUGCAAAUAGUCCGGGUAGCCAUGAUUAGCUGUUCAGGAGUCUUAUGGCUUGGGGGUAGAAGCUGUUGAGAAGUCUUUUGGACCUAGACUUGGCACUCCGGUACCGCUUGCCGUGCGGUAGCAGAGAGAACAGUCUAUGACUAGGGUGGCUGGAGUCUUUGACAAUUUUGAGGGCCUUCCUCUGUCACCGCCUGGUAUAGAGGUCCUGGAUGGCGGGAAGCUUGGCCCCAGUGAUGUACUGGGCCGUACGCACUACCCUCUGUAGUGCCUUGCGGUCAGAGGCCAAGCAGUUGCCAUACCAAGCAGUGAUGCAACCAGUCAGAAUGCUCUCAAUGGUGCAGCUGUAUAACUUUUUGAGGAUCUGAGGACCCAUGCCAAAUCUUUUCAGUCUCCUGAGGGGGAAUAGGCUUUGUCGUCCCCUCUUCACGACUGUCUUGGUGUGUUUGGACCAUGAUAGUUUGUUGGUGAUGUGGACACCAAGGAACUUGAAGCUCUCAACCUGUUCCACUACAGCCCCGUCGAUGAGAAUGGGGGCGUGCUCGGUCCACUUUUUUUCCCUGUAGUCCACAAUCAUCUCCUUUGUCUUGAUCACGUUGAGGGAGAGGUUGUUGUCCUGGCACCACACGGCCAGAUCUCUGACCUCCUCCCUAUAGGCUGUCUCAUCGUUGUCGGUGAUCAGGCCUACCACUGUUGUGUCGUCAGCAAACUUAAUGAUGGUGUUGGAGUCGUGCCUGGCCAUGCAGUCAUGGGUGAACAGGGAGUACAGGAGGGGACUGAGCACGCACCCCUGAGGGGCCCCCGUGUUGAGGAUCAGUGUGGCAGAUGUGUUGUUACCUACCCUUACCACCUGGGGGCGGCCCGUCAGGAAGUCCAGGAUCCAGUUGCAGAGGGAGGUGUUUAGUCCCAGGAUCCUUAGCUUAGUGAUGAGCUUUGAGGGCACUAUGGUGUUGAAUGCUGAGCUGUAGUCAAUGAAUAGCAUUCUCACGUAGGUGUUCCUCUUGUCCAGGUGGGAAAGGGCAGUGUGGAGUGCAAUAGAGAUUGCAUCUGUGGAUCUGUUGGGGCGGUAUGCAAAUUGGAGUGGGUCUAGGGUUUCUGGGAUAAUGGUGUUGAUGUGAGCCAUGACCAGCCUUUCAAAGCACUUCAUGGCUACAGACGUCAGUGCUACGGGUCGGUAGUCAUUUAGGCAGGUUAUCUUAGUGUCCUUGGGCACGGGGACUAUAGUGGUCUGCUUGAAACAUGUUGGUAUUACAGACUCAGUCAGGGACAUGUUGAAAAUGUCAGUGAAGACACUUGCCAGUUGGUCAGCAUAUGCUCGGAGUACACAUCCUGGUAAUCCAUCUGGCCCUGCGGCCUUGUGAAUGUUGACCUGCUUAAAAGUCUUACUCACAUCGGCUACGGAGAGCGUGAUCACACAGUCGUCCGGAACAGCUGGUGCUCUCAUGCAUGCUUCAGUGUUGCUUGCCUCGAAGCGAGCAUAGAAGUGGUUUAGCUCGUCUGGAAGUCUUGUUUUUACAUUUACAUUUUACGUCAUUUAGCAGACGCUCUUAUCCAGAGCGACUUACAGUUAGUGAAUACAUUUUUUUUUUUUAUACUGGCCCCCCGUGGGAAACGAACCCACAACCCUGGCGUUGCAAACGCCAUGCUCUAUCAACUGAGCUACAUCCCUGCUGGCCAUUCCCUCCCCUACCCUGGACGACGCUGGGCCAAUUGUGCGCCGCCCAUGAGUCUCCCGGUUGCGGCCGGCUGCGACAGAGCCUGGAUUCGAACCAGGAUCUCUAGUGGCACAGUUAGCACUGCGAUGCAGUGCCUUAGACCACUGCGCCACUCAGGAGUAUGUCACUGGGCAGCUCGCGGCUGUGCUUCCCUUUGUAGUCUGUAAUAGUUUUCAAGCCCUGCCACAUCCGACGAGCGUCAGAGCUGCUGUAAUAUGAUAUAUUAAUGUUGAUGUUGUGCUUUAGGGAGGAAACGAUAUGAUAUAUUAAUGUUGAUGUUGUGCUUUAGGGAGGAAACGAUAUGAUAUAUUAAUGUUGAUGUUGUGCUUUAGGAAGGAAACAAUAUGAUGUAUUAAUGUUGUGCUUUAGGGAGGAAACGAUAUGAUGUAUUAAUGUUGAUGUUGUGCUUUAGGGAGGAAACGAUAUGAUAUAUUAAUGUUGAUGUUGUGCUUUAGGGAGGAAACGAUAUGAUAUAUUAAUGUUGAUGUUGUGCUUUAGGGAGGAAACGAUAUGAUAUAUUAAUGUUGUGCUUUAGGGAGGAAACGAUAUGAUAUAUUAAUGUUGAUGUUGUGCUUUAGGGAGGAAACGAUAUGAUAUAUUAAUGUUGAUGUUGUGCUUUAGGGAGGAAACGAUAUGAUAUAUUAAUGUUGAUGUUGUGCUUUAGGGAGGAAACGAUAUGAUAUAUUAAUGUUGAUGUUGUGCUUUAGGGAGGAAACGAUAUGAUAUAUUAAUGUUGAUGUUGUGCUUUAGGGAGGAAACGAUAUGAUGUAUUAAUGUUGAUGUUGUGCUUUAGGGAGGAAACAAUAUGAUAUAUUAAUGUUGAUGUUGUGCUUUAGGGAGGAAACGAUAUGAUAUAUUAAUGUUGAUGUUGUGCUUUAGGGAGGAAACGAUAUGAUAUAUUAAUGUUGAUGUUGUGCUUUAGGUAGGAAACGAUAUGAUAUAUUAAUGUUGAUGUUGUGCUUUAGGGAGGAAACGAUAUGAUAUAUUAAUGUUGAUGUUGUGCUUUAGGGAGGAAACAAUAUGAUAUAUUAAUGUUGUGCUUUAGGGAGGAAACGAUAUGAUAUAUUAAUGUUGAUGUUGUGCUUUAGGGAGGAAACGAUAUGAUAUAUUAAUGUUGAUGUUGUGCUUUAGGGAGGAAACAAUAUGAUGUAUUAAUGUUGUGCUUUAGGGAGGAAACAAUAUGAUAUAUUAAUGUUGUGUUUUAGGGAGGAAACGACUAUGAUAUAUUAAUGUUGAUGCUGUGUUUUAGGGAGGAAACGAUAUGAUAUAUUAAUGUUGAUGUUGUGCUUUAGGGAGGAAACGACUAUGAUAUAUUAAUGUUGAUGUUGUGUUUUAGGGAGGAAACGAUAUGAUAUAUUAAAGUUGAUGCUGUGUUUUAGGGAGGAAACGACUAUGAGAUCUAUGCAGAUCCCAGAACCAUCGGACAUGAAGUCACCUGCCCUGAAGAUACACAACGCAUCUGUCAAGACCUGUUCUUCCACUGACACACAACAGGGAUUAUAUUUCUAAAGUGCCAAAGGGACAGCCUCUCUUCCUGCCCUACCAUGUGAUCAGGUGACCAUCAGGGCUAUUAUGGAAUUCUGGGUAAUGAUUCAUUGUCAUGCACAUGGCCACGUUUGUCAUAGUUGUCAUUUUUGAUAACUUGAAAAAAUGCAUCUUUGAAAGUUAGCUUGGCAUGACCUAAUGCAUAUCUGAAAGUUAGCUUGGAGUGACCUAAUGCAUACAACACCGCUUUGGUGACACCUCUGUUUAGAAAACAAAUGGUUUUGUCCACUGGGAACUUUGUUAUUAUAAACCAUUGUAUGGUAGUUAUGUUUUUCAAUAAACACCUUAGAAAACA